This is a messenger RNA of Chanos chanos (milkfish), 1821 nucleotides long. RefSeq names its product germ cell nuclear acidic peptidase (gene gcna). The record is from RefSeq and is a predicted model, not a curated record. NCBI's taxonomy places the organism in Eukaryota, Metazoa, Chordata, Actinopteri, Gonorynchiformes, Chanidae. The transcript has 12 exons. Gene Ontology annotation, cellular component: nucleus. The coding region runs from base 1 to 1821 and encodes 606 amino acids.
AUGGAUGCUGAUACCCAAAAGCUCUUCCAGAGAGUUGCUGCAAAGCUGGGCUGGGCCGAGGAUGGAGGACUGGAUAAAGCCGAAGAGCAGCUGAGAAAAAGUGUAAAGAAAACCCGCCGUCCAGCCGUUGGGAGCUCUGAUUCUGGGCCUUUACUGCGCAAAGACCCUUCUCUGAAGAUCCAGUUUUCUGAGAGCGAUGACUCGGAAAAGGAGAAUCAGGCUGCAAAACAAGAGGGGCACCCGAACCGUGUGGUGCUUGACUCUAGCGAUGACGACUUUGAUCAGUAUCUUGCUGUAAAAGCGGCGCCUGAACCUUCCGCUGAACCGCCAAACUCGGCCCUACGAACAGUUAGGGAACCAGUCCCAGUGCUGAGCUCGGAUAGCGACGACAGCUUUGAAAACUUUUUGAGUCGAGUGAAAACGCCGCAGACUCAGCCCAGACAGCGCGCUGUAACAGGCAGUGGAGACAGUCUUAAAGAUUUCAUAGUUGACAACUUUUCCUCCGAUGACGACUUCGUUUUUGAAAAGGGGAAGCCCCCUGCUAUCAAAGGCCACGCCAAGACGCCAAGGUCUGUCCUAGCUGCUGAGCGAGUGAAGAGGCCUCCUCUCUCUCAGUGUGACUCUCCCGUCUUCCUCAGCGACAGCAAUGAUGACAGCGACAUCGUCAUCAAGAGCACCUGGAAGACCCGUCACGCCCGACCCUUCUCCCAGCCCUCGUCAGAGGAGCACGGGGUCAAAGUUCAGGGGCGGGAGCCCGAACGUGCCCGGUCGUCGCCGCUCUCCUGUUCUCCUCCCCCCUCUCUCCCCUCGUUGCCCCGGAGACACGCUCAAACCAGGCCUGACGACUCCGGCAGCUCAGGAGAUGAGUUCCAGACUUUACUGGACAGGAUAAAGAAGAAUCGGAAAGUGGGCUCUCAGGCAUCUCCAAAACCUCCGUCAGGUCCGAAGCAGAGACCCAUGAGUUUGUCAGAUCCUCCUGUAAAGGCCCAGAGGGAGAACUCUCUAAAACCAGUGAAUCGGCCCGAGGUGGGCCGGACGCCUGUGCAGAUCCCCAGGGCCGGACCCGUGAGUCUGACGGAGCCUAGACCCGCUCCGACCAGCAGAGUGGCUAUGUGCAAAACCCCAGGCUGCUUCCUUCAGUCUCUGUCCAAUCCCGGAUCUAGUUACAGCCGCGGCUUCAAGCAGAAUAAAGAAGAACUGACCAGCAAACUGUACCAGCUCUACAACUCCAGCGUGUUUGACAGCAAGCUCCCCUCCGACAUGUCCGUGACCUGGAAUAAGAAGCUGAGGAAGACUGCUGGGAUUUGUAUUACAGGACAGGAGCGCAACGCAGGCAGUCGCUACGCUCGGAUCGAACUGUCCGUCAAAGUGUGUGACUCGGCAGACCGUCUCAGAGACACCUUGGUACAUGAGAUGUGCCAUGCGGCCACAUGGCUGAUAAACAACGUGCGGGAUGGCCACGGACCCUUCUGGAAAAUCUACGCCCGCAAGGCGACGCUGGCUCACCCAGAGCUGCCCAUGGUCACACGCUGCCACAGCUACGACAUCAACUACAAAUACCAGUACCAAUGUAACCGCUGCAAAAACACGAUUGGCCGUCACUCCAAGUCCCUGGACACUCAGAGGUUUAUCUGUGCCCUGUGCCAGGGUCAGCUGGUGCUGCUCACGCCCUCUAAACCACGCGCGGCCACGCCCUUCGCCAACUUCGUCAAAGAACACUAUAAAACGGCCCGGCAGGAGCUGGCGGGUCAGAGCCACGCCGAGGUGAUGCGUAAACUCAGCGCCGACUUCGCCAGCAAGACCCGUCUCAGCCAGAGCUGA